AACUUAAGCUAUAUAGGACUCGUGCUGGUCUUGGUUGGCUGCACCUCGGGCAUGGAAGUGAUCGUGACCGAUCCCCUCACGGCUCUGAACGGCACCACGGUCAAGAUCAGCUGCAUCUUCACCUCCUGCUACAAGGUGGACCACGGGAAGUUCUCCAUGAACUGGAGCUACCAGGAGACUGUCAACGACACCAGAGAAAUGUUCAUGGUCUUCCAGAAGAACAGGCUCCAGUCCCUGAGUAGCGAGCGCUUCUCGGACCGCGUGUCCUUCGUGGGUAACGUGGACAAGAACGACCUGUCCAUCACACUGGCGGACGUGCAGGUCCAGGACGAGGGCCAAUACCACUGUUUCGUCCGCAACCCCCCCGACAGAAUACUCGGACUCGGCACUAUCAAUCUCAUCGUCGUCACAGAACUGCCGCCGCCCAGGGACACCACCAUCGCCGUGGCGAUAGGGGCGUCGGUGGGCGGCAUGCUGGCGCUGCUCAUCCUCUCCAUGGUGGUCGUCAAGUGCAUCCGUCGCCACCGGAAACAAGAGCUCAUCUCCGACGAGCAGAAGAUGGAGGAGGAGGGCAAGCUGGACGCGGACGGAGGAGGAGAGGAGGCCAGCAAGCAACUCUAACUGCGCUCCUCGGAGAAGGCCUUGGGUUGGUGGAGCCUGUCCCGCCUCUCAUGCGCUGACAUGUAUAUUCCCUGCCUGAAGAUGUUUAUUGAGCCUUGCUUUCUGUCAUCGUCCUGCGACUGCCUCACC
Molecule: messenger RNA, 750 nt
Organism: Engraulis encrasicolus (European anchovy)
Lineage: Eukaryota; Metazoa; Chordata; Actinopteri; Clupeiformes; Engraulidae
Gene: scn2b
Product: sodium channel, voltage-gated, type II, beta
Exons: 6
Coding region: 52-621 (189 amino acids)
Cellular component (GO): plasma membrane
Source: RefSeq, a predicted model, not a curated record